AUGGACGAGCUGCGUCCGAACCUGGUCGGCGGACUGCUGGGGCUGCAGCAGGGCCUGCUGGAGGACCACGCGAGCAUGCAGCACGGCGGCGUGGGGCAGGACACCAAGUUCAUGUCGUUCCAGGACCAGCGGCUAAUGGGCAUCGGCGGCUCGCACGAGAACCGCCUGCUCAGCCUGGCCAGCUCCGUGCAGGAUACGCGCUCGCCCAUUACCACGCUGGAGAAGUCGUCAUCCUCCUCGCUCAACCACCAGCGCAAGUGCAGCAGCACGCCGGAGGACUUCAGCGCCCUCUACUCCGGCCUGCCCACUCCCGGCAUGGACUCGUCCUCGCACCACCAUACGCCGGCCCACACGCCGCCGUCGCGCCUCUCCGAUCACACCAUCUCGGCGGAAGGCGCCUUCAAGAAGCUCAAGCCGGAACCCAACAGCGGCCUGUCGACGGUUUCCGCCGGCAUCACCUCGCCCGGAAGCGGAUUAUCAUCGCUCAGCCAGCACGCCGGCCACACCCCAACCACAGCGUCCUGCCCCACGCCCGCCCGUCGGAGACACCGCACCACAUUCACACAGGAACAAUUAGCGGAACUGGAAGCGGCGUUCGCCAAAUCGCAUUAUCCGGAUAUUUACUGCCGCGAGGAGCUGGCGCGAACCACCAAGCUGAACGAGGCGCGGAUUCAAGUCUGGUUUCAGAACCGGCGGGCCAAGUACCGCAAGCAGGAGAAGCAGCUGCAGAAGGCGCUGGCACCGUCUGUGAUCCCAUCCUGCAACGGGAUGAUGCGCAACAUCCAGGGCUACAGCGUCUCGCGCGGCUAUCAGCCGUAUCCGCACCACAACACCAUGAAUCGCUAUCCCCAGGACCUGUUCCAAAUGGGCGCCUCCUCGUAUCCGGGCAUGACGCAGCCGUUCUCCAUGGCGCACAGCACGAACAUGGGCUCCGUCGGGGUGCGUCAGGACUCGAUGGGCAUGUCGCCGGAGGACGAGUGGUACAACAAGAGCCUGUCCGCCCUGCGGAUGAACUCGUCGCAUCAUCCCAACCUGUCCGCCCCCAUGCUGCAGUACCAGACAUAAUCAAAGACCUUUGACGACUUCUUUUAAAAGAUCGCGCCCUAAUGGCCCUUUGGGGCGCGGUGUUUUAGGAUGGAGUGCGUCAAUCGAUGUCCAGCAGCAGCCACACAUCUCUCUGUCUAUAUCUAUGCAUAUAUAUAUAUAUCGCUGUAUAUACAUAUGUACAUAGU
Molecule: messenger RNA, 1232 nt
Organism: Drosophila mauritiana
Lineage: Eukaryota; Metazoa; Arthropoda; Insecta; Diptera; Drosophilidae
Product: ALX homeobox protein 1
Exons: 6
Coding region: 1-1065 (354 amino acids)
Biological process (GO): regulation of transcription by RNA polymerase II
Molecular function (GO): RNA polymerase II transcription regulatory region sequence-specific DNA binding; DNA-binding transcription factor activity, RNA polymerase II-specific
Source: RefSeq, a predicted model, not a curated record